Molecule: messenger RNA, 1832 nt
Organism: Physeter macrocephalus (sperm whale)
Lineage: Eukaryota; Metazoa; Chordata; Mammalia; Artiodactyla; Physeteridae
Product: RNA N6-adenosine-methyltransferase METTL16-like
Exons: 5
Coding region: 1128-1832 (234 amino acids)
Source: RefSeq, a predicted model, not a curated record
GAGAAGAUCUUCAAAGCUGACAAGGUGUUUUCUUUUUUUGAGCCUUUCUUCUUAAAAUCCUGCUCAUUUUGACCCAUUAACCUUAGAAUUAGCUUAAUUUUUUUUAACUUUUGAUAAAAGUUGUCUGAAAGUCUGUCUCUUAAAGUAUCCAUAAUACAUCUGGUCUUAGCUGAGUCAUUUAAAAAAAUUUAGCAAGUUUUUACUUUAAAGAAAUAAACUUUAAAAGUACAGCAGUGUCACUUGGUUUUUAAAAUGGAACUUGAGUCCCUCUAGUGGGUAGAGUGUAAAUCACUUUCCAAGCUUGAAAUUUAAAGAAAGACGACAACCUUGAGUUAUGUGGAACCAGCUUUCAAAUCCACUGUUCUCUUCGGUACUGGUGUCCCCUCUCCCCAGCUGAGAGGCAGUGCUUAGCUAGCCACUGGCUUGGCCCUAAUGUUAACCAAGAUUCAGCGUCCUUUUCCGCCCAUGUAAUUCUGGUGGCCCUGGUCAUUCCUAGCAUGGGAUCUCCCAAACUGUGGCUCACCAGCUGCUUUCUUUCAAGCCUUGGCAAGUAUAAACUCAGGCUACAAGGUGGUGAUUUUAAGCCAUGCAUUUCUUUAUAGAAAGGAACACAAUGCCCUUGGGGUCCUUGAGGUACCAUGAAAAAAAUACUUGCACAGGCCUGUUUUGGGCACAACAGGUAGAUUAAAGACAUUUAGUAAGUGGAGGAGUUACAUACUGAUAGCCAGAACACAGGCAGCAUGGUAUGGCAGAAAAGAACUUGGCUUUGGGGUUCAAAUCCUAACUUGACAAAUACUAACUGUGCGACCUGGAGCUGAUUACAUAGGUUCUCUGUAUCUUAGUUUUUCCCUUCUGUAAAAUGGGGAGAUGAUAAACCCAUUUUGCAGGGUUGUUUUGAGUAUUUAAAAUAAAUAUGCAAAGGCCUUUGUGUUUUUAGUGCUCUGUGAUUAGUAGCAGAGGUCAUGGAUAUUUCCCAAGCUUAAUUCAUUAUAAGGCAUGAGAUUUAAUUAUUUGGAUAACCUUCCCUCUUCUCCCAUGCCUUCUUUUUCUUUCAGUCACCACCAAGUAAGCGAAGAAAAUUAGAGAAGCCAAGGAAACCCAUUACGUUUGUAGUAUUGGAAUCUGUGAUGAAAGAAUUAUCCCUCAAAGCAUCGUCUUUGGGCUCUGAGACAGUGGAAGGCAUAGUAGUUGUGACAACAUGGAUUGAAAAAAUUCUCACCGAUCUGAAGGUCCAGCAUAAACGAGUUCCCUGUGGAAAGGAGGAAAUUAGCCUUUUCCUAACAGCCAUAGAAAACUCCUGGAUUCACUUAAGGAGGAAGAAAAGGGACCGAGUGAGACAACUGAGAGAAGUUCCCCGAGCUCCCAAGAACGUCAUCCAAGCUUUGGAAGAGAAAAGGUCCCCCGCUAAAGAGUCUGGCAACAGCCAAGACCUGGCUCAGGGUCCCCGGGAGAGUGCUCUGUGCGGGCCUGCACUACAGGAGGGCGAGUCUGCCACUGUGGAGGGCCGUGGCCCAAACCAGGACUCACUUUCCCAGGAGGAGAACCCGGAGCCCAUGGAGGAUGAAAGGACCAGCUCCCCAUCAUCAGCCAUUUCUGUGAGGUUUUCAAGGACCCUGGACCCUCCUCCCCAGGCUGAGCUGUCCCACACACUCCAAGGAGAACCAGGCCGCUUCUCAUCCCAGCUAACACUAAGCAGCUUUGUUCAGGAGAGGUCCUUUGACAACUCACCAGGAGUAGAGGAAGGGCUGGCGGCGCGGGGUGUCCAUGUGGAGCUGCUCCAUGCCGUGUUGUCCUGCCCGCCCAUUGGCCCGCGGCCCGGUGACAUCGCCUAA